AUGUCUGAUACAAAACCUCAAAAGAAGGAAAUCGAAAAAACAGCAGCUCAAAAGGUUUCAAAGUUUGGAUCCUUUAUUGCAGGUGGUAUGGCUGCCUGUAUUGCAGUUACAUUUACAAAUCCAAUUGAAUUAGUAAAAAUUAGAAUGCAGUUACAAGGUGAACUAGCAGCUGUUGGACAGAAAGUUUAUAGAAAUCCUAUUCAAGGUAUGGGUGUGAUCUUUCGAAAUGAAGGUAUACGAGGUCUUCAAAAGGGGUUAGUUGCAGCAUAUAUAUAUCAAAUUGGUUUGAAUGGUUCCAGACUUGGAUUUUAUGAGCCAAUUAGAAAUGCCCUAAAUAGUACUUUUUAUCCGAAUGAAGAAUCACAUAAGAUCCAAAAGGUUAGCAUCAACGUUGCUGCAGGUGCUUCUUCGGGUAUCAUUGGUGCAGUUAUAGGGUCGCCUUUGUUUUUGGUGAAAACAAGAAUGCAAUCUUAUUCUGAUGCUAUUAAAAUUGGUGAACAAACUCAUUAUAGAAACGUGUGGAAUGGUCUUUCCACAAUCGCAAGGACAGAAGGAUUUAAAGGUUUAUUUCGUGGUAUUGAUGCAGCCAUAUUGAGAACUGGUGCAGGAUCAUCUGUUCAGUUGCCAAUUUAUAACACUGCCAAAAACUUCUUGUUGAAGAAUGAUCUUAUGAAAGAUGGACCGGGCUUACAUCUAACCGCAAGUACAAUUUCAGGUUUAGGUGUUGCAGUCGUCAUGAACCCAUGGGACGUCAUUUUAACUAGAAUUUAUAACCAAAAAGGGAACUUAUACAAAGGUCCCGUGGACUGUUUUGUCAAAACUGUUAGAACGGAAGGAAUUUCAGCAUUGUACAAAGGUUUCCAAGCUCAGAUACUAAGAAUUGCACCACAUACAAUUAUAUGUUUGACUUUCAUGGAACAGACCAUGAAGUUGGUGUAUUCAGUGGAGAGUAAAAUUCUUGGACAUAACUAA
Naumovozyma castellii is the source of this 972-nucleotide messenger RNA. RefSeq names its product Oac1p (gene OAC1). The transcript has a single exon. Bases 1 to 972 code for a protein of 323 amino acids. The record is from RefSeq and is a predicted model, not a curated record. NCBI's taxonomy places the organism in Eukaryota, Fungi, Ascomycota, Saccharomycetes, Saccharomycetales, Saccharomycetaceae.